Didymosphaeria variabile is the source of this 1317-nucleotide messenger RNA. RefSeq lists its product as uncharacterized. The record is from RefSeq and is a predicted model, not a curated record. The transcript has a single exon. NCBI's taxonomy places the organism in Eukaryota, Fungi, Ascomycota, Dothideomycetes, Pleosporales, Didymosphaeriaceae. Gene Ontology annotation, molecular function: iduronate-2-sulfatase activity. Bases 1 to 1317 code for a protein of 438 amino acids.
AUGUUCACCGGGACGUAUCCACACGUCAGUGGACAUCGAAGUCUCGAGAACCUCAUCAAGCCCUGGGAGCCAAACAUGUUCCGCAGUCUGAAGGAGGAUGGGUACCACGUCGCAUGUUUAGCGCCAAGAGGCGAUACAUUUGCGCCAACCGUGACCGAGCUCAGCGUGACGGAGUACGGAUUCCUGGAGACUCCCGAGUUCGUACCAAAGUUUGCAGGUGGUGGCAGGCCUGUUGAUGAGAGCAUAUGGGGUCGCCUGUUCUACAAGGGUCUUCGGAACGCAGAAGAGGCCUUGGACUACGACGAUGGAGUUGUGCGCUCAGCGUUGAAGUGGCUGGACUGCCCGCCUGAGGACAAGCCUUGGGUUCUGUUCAUGCCACUCAUCUUUCCGCAUUGCCCUUUCCAGGUUGAAGAACCAUACUUCUCCAUGUAUAACAGGUCACAGCUGACCGGAGAAAUUGUAAAUCCUGCAGAGAAGACAGGCUACGAGCCAAGAUACAUGAAGAUCAAUCGGGAGCGAUACGACACUGCCCGAGCGACUCCAGAGAUAUGGGCAGAGGUGAAAGCAACAUACUAUGGUAUGAUCACAAGGCUGGACGAUCAGUUCGGACGUGUUGUUCAGAAGCUUGACAGCCUAAACCUGUGGGGUGACACAGUCACCAUGUUCUUUACAGACCAUGGCGAGUACUUGGGUGAUCAUGGUAUGAUCGAAAAGUGGCCAUCGGGUUUGUCCGAUAGCCUCACACACGAGCCACUUAUAAUCGGUGGUGGAGGCCUCCCGCAAGGUCGCGUUUCUGACGUGAUGGCAGAGAUGGUUGACCUGGUACCCACCAUCUUUCACCUGUCCGGGAUCGGAGAGCACUUUCCACACAAUGGCAUUAGUUUGGUACCGGUCCUGGUCGACGGCGAAACUUUCCAUAAGACUUACGCUUUCACAGAAGGCGGUUUCCUGAUCAGCGAAGAGCCCUUAUUGGAACAAGCACCGUUUCCAUACGAUAUCAAGGCAAACCUCCAACACGAGGAUACCUCAUUGGUCGGCAAAGCUAUCAGCAUUCGCGAUAAAGAGUGGACCUAUGUCUAUCGACUGUACGAGCCAGCUGAGCUUUACAAUCGACGAAGCGAUCCAGGCGAGCUGCACAAUGUGGCAGCGGAUGCAGAGUACAAGCCAGUUGCGGACAUGCUUCAAGGUGAAAUCUUCAGAUGGUUGGUGGCUGGAUCGGAUUUCUUGCCUUGGCAAAAGGAUGACCGAUUCCCUAAAGUAGACUUGAAGUCGCCGAAAGAGCAGUUGGAGGAAAGAUUGUCGAGAGCUGGAAGGUAA